CAUUUUUAUCAUUUAGAUCAUUUAUAACAUUCUAAUUACACCGUAACGGGAUGCUGCAAUGAGAGUUUGUCACAAAACAAGGACUGGAUUUUGUAGUGGAGGAGGGAUACAAUCAUGCAGCGGUGCUGCGAGGUUCUGCGGUCUUCACACUGAGAGGCACUAGAGCCAAGAAACGCCGCUGUUUCUCAGUUGGGACUCCAGAUCAAAGCCCACACUCUGUCACGGACUGUCGCUUGACCGAUCACGGCCGUUGAUGCACGUGCAACGCGGACGAUCCGCUCCUUUCCGCGGCAGCCGGAUCUUCUUCCUCUCCUGGCAGCAUAUGCGCGUAGCGCUACGCUCCAACCGACCUUGACUGUGUCCUCGGAUUAAUUCUCACUCGUGAUUGGUCAGCUCCGCGGAGCCGCAUCGUGUUUGUGGGCGGUGAUUGGCGCAGGCGGCUAUCACUCGCAGAGGCCCCGCCCCCCGCCGUGUCUGGUUGGAUCCGCUCCGCAGCCUUUCUCUCGGCGGUGGGUCGGAGCCGCUGUCCCUGGCCUCCCAUGUUCCCCUCGGCAUUUCUGUUUGAUUUUAUGCCCCUCUGCUAGAUUCAUCCCGUUCCCCGCCUCUGAAGCGACGCAGGCCGUGCUCUGGUGUUUUUUUUAAGCCCCCACAUUUCCCGCUCUCGACCCCCGAUCAUGGCUGUGGUGAGCGGAUCGACCGGGCCGGUUGCCCGGCUGGAGGGCCGUGAAUUCGAAUACAUGAUGAAGAAGCGCUCGGUGACCAUCGGCCGGAACUCCUCCCAGGGCUCCGUGGACGUGAGCAUGGGCCACUCCAGCUUCAUCUCGAGGAGGCAUCUGGAGAUCUUCACCACCAGCGAUGACGGCUCGGCCAGCGGCGACUUCUACCUGCGGUGUCUCGGUAAAAACGGUGUGUUUGUGGACGGCGUGUUCCUGAGACGGGGCGCCCCUCCUCUGCAGCUCCCAAGGAUGUGCACGUUCCGGUUCCCCAGCACCAACAUCAAAAUCACCUUCACGGCGCUGUCCACCGGGAAGAAGGUGAAGCGGGAGAUGCCCGAGUCGCCGGUGAAGGCGGUGCAGCCCCAGAUCUCCCCCCUGACCAUCAACAUUCCAGACAACAUCUCCCAUCUAAUGAGCCCCCUGCCCUCCCCCACGGGCACCAUCAGCGCCGCUAACUCCUGCCCCUCCAGCCCGCGGGGCGCCGGCUCCUCAGGCUACAGGAUGGGCGGCCGCAUGGUCAGCUCUGCAGAGCUGCAGCUGAUUAACGACAACUCCCAGCCCGAAAACGACAAGGAGGCGUCGGGGGGCGACAGUCCCAAGGACGACUCCAAACCUCCUUACUCCUAUGCACAGCUGAUCGUUCAGGCCAUAACUUUGGCUCCAGACAAACAGCUCACACUAAACGGAAUCUACAAUCACAUCACCAAGAACUACCCGUACUACAGGACCGCCGACAAGGGCUGGCAGAACUCGAUCCGCCACAACCUCUCCUUGAACCGGUACUUCAUCAAAGUGGCGCGGUCGCAGGAGGAGCCGGGGAAGGGCUCCUUCUGGAGGAUAGAUCCGUCGUCUGAGGCGAAGCUCAUCGACCAGGCCUUUAGGAAACGAAGGCCGCGGGGCGUGCCCUGCUUCAGGACGCCGCACGGGCCGCUCUCCUCCAGGAGCGCACCGGCUUCUCCCAACCACUCGGGGGUGCUGUCCGCUCACUCCAGCGGCGUCCAGACCCCCGACAGUCUGUCCCGAGAGGGCUCCCCGGUCCCCCUAGAGACGGAGACGCCCGCUGCCCCCACCCCGGUCUCCACCACGACCAUCCAGCCCAAGCUGGCGGUGAUCCAGGAAGCACGCUUUGCACAGAACACAGCAGGCUCGCCUGUGAACAGCCAGCCCGUACUCAUCGCGGUCCAGCGCCAGUUACCUCAAACCAUCAAGCCUGUGACCUACACCAUGGCUUCCCCGGUCAGCUCCAGCACCCCCCAGCCCGCCGUCCAGACGGUCCACGUCCUGCAGCAGAUCCCUGCGGGAUCCCUCAGCCCCGCCAUCAUCGCCCAGCCAGCCGCCAUCAUCAGGACCGACCCGCAGGAGAACGGCGAGCACAGCGAGGUCAAAGUCAAAGUGGAGGCGGUCCCUGCGGUUGGCUCUAUAGGCGCCACCAAUCGCAUCAUUCAGAGCUCGGCGCCAACCCUGCAGACUGUUACCAUCGUGCAGCAGGCCCCCCUGGGGCAACACCAGCUGCCCAUCAAGACCAUCACACAGAACGGCACCCACAGCAUCACCACUGCCCUGCAGGCGCCUGCCAGCUCAGCCCCAGCUGCAGCCAGCCCCCUUCACCUUUUGGCGGCCCACGCCUCCAUCUCCGCCUCCCUCCCCACCAAACGCCAGAACGGAGACCAGCAGGCGAGCGAACAGCCGGACGCCAAGCGAGCAAAAGCGGAGGGCGAGUCGGCGCCGGCCCCACCCGCCAACUCGGACUCGCCUGCGAACAACAAUCAGCCCAACUAGUCCGGUUCACCACAGACCACGAGAGCCUCACUCCCCCCUUCCUCCUCCUCCUCCUCAUUUGUUCAGUUUCUCCUCUCUCACCAUUGUGGUGCCAAACGGGGACGAUCCUCUUCAUUUCAGUUCGGGUUCUCCACUUCAAACGCUCAAACACGCCCACAAUUCCUGAACUGGGUUGGAAAAUCGGGCCAAAGAUGACCUGCAAGGUGCGUGUGAGGAGGGGGGGGGGGGGCGAUCGCCGCAGGCAACGCCGGAGAGCUGACCUCUGACCCCCAGCUCAGCUUGGACUCCACCUUCAUGUCACAUCUACCUCACAGCAGGUGGGAGACCCCGGCAGCCAGCAACCCCCCCCCCGGACCCGUUUGGACGGCUCUGGGUGAUCGCGGUUCAACGACAGGCUUCAAAUUUCCCAAAAGGGAUCAAGUUGGAGCCUAAAUCCCCGCCCCCCUGAAAAAAACCUGGCAGCUCACGAAACUGACCUUCCUUAUUUACAGCUGUUGGUAGAUGAUGCAGUAUUUUGCUGUUGGACACGUGGAGCAUAGGAGUUUUUUUAUGUACUUUCACUUAUCUAGUAAAGUAAUAAUUUAAAUACAGGAAGUGUUGCAGAUGUUGAGGUUGGUGACAUUUCAGUAACUACGGUAGAAAAAACCCUCUUAUGUGAACUUCUCUUUCCAUUGGGUGAAACUGUGUGAUCAUUCUUGGUUAACUCUGCCCCCCCACCGCCCAUAUCCAUAUGAAACGACGUCCUAAUACCUACAUAUUUUAAUACCUGCACAGAUAUAAGCAGAUCUCCAUGUGUAGUUGCAGAUGUUGCAUGUGUCCGAUUACGGAGAAAAACUUAAGCUGAACAGAGAAAAAAAAAAAAAGUCCACACCAGACCUGCACUUGAUUUGUGUUUUUUAUUUUUAUUUCCAGCUCCUCUUCUUUUCUCCUCCUCCUCCUCCUCCUCAUGGUCCCUCCAGGCUGUGUUGAUGUUGUGGUGUUUUGGCAGAGCCCCCCGCCCUCCCCCCCAACCCUCCCCCUCCCCCCCCCUCACAUUCACUUAUUUGCUUGAUUAUUUUUGCUCUGUUCUGGCGACCAGGCGAGUCUGUUCUUCUGAUUGUACACGUUCCAAACAAUAUUAAGAAAAACUAUUGAUGUUUGUUCUGCUUCAGUGGAGAAAUGCUUUGUUUUUUUAAUAAAUUAAUUUAAAGUCG
Molecule: messenger RNA, 3688 nt
Organism: Oryzias latipes (Japanese medaka)
Lineage: Eukaryota; Metazoa; Chordata; Actinopteri; Beloniformes; Adrianichthyidae
Gene: foxk2b
Product: forkhead box K2b
Biological process (GO): regulation of transcription by RNA polymerase II
Molecular function (GO): RNA polymerase II cis-regulatory region sequence-specific DNA binding; DNA-binding transcription factor activity, RNA polymerase II-specific; protein binding
Source: RefSeq, a predicted model, not a curated record